Molecule: messenger RNA, 6314 nt
Organism: Manis pentadactyla (Chinese pangolin)
Lineage: Eukaryota; Metazoa; Chordata; Mammalia; Pholidota; Manidae
Gene: DHX36
Product: DEAH-box helicase 36
Exons: 25
Coding region: 64-3099 (1011 amino acids)
Cellular component (GO): cytoplasm; intracellular anatomical structure; nucleus
Molecular function (GO): DNA helicase activity; G-quadruplex RNA binding; ATP binding
Source: RefSeq, a predicted model, not a curated record
UUCCGGGCCCGGGCGCCAUUUCCAGCGGUUGCCGGUUCUCGCGGGUUGUAGUCCGCCGGGACAAUGAGCUAUGACUGUCAUCAGAACUGGGGCCGCGAUGGAGGGCCCCGCAGCUCCGGUGGGGGCUACGGAGGAAGCUAUGGAGGGGGCCACGGAGGGGGCCAUGGAGGGAACCGAGGCUCCGGAGGCGGCGGCGGCGGCGGUGGAGGGGGUGGUCGAGGCGGCCGAGGCCGACAUCCCGGGCACCUGAAAGGCCGCGAAAUUGGCUUGUGGUAUGCGAAGAAACAGGGACAGAAGAACAAGGAAGCGGAGAGGCAGGAGAGAGCUGUAGUACACAUGGAUGAACGUCGAGAAGAACAAAUUGUGCAGCUGCUGCAUUCUGUCCAAGCUAAGAAUGAUAAAGAUUUGGAGACACAAAUAUCCUGGUUUGCUCCUGAAGAUCAUGGAUAUGGUACUGAAGCUCCACCUGACAACAAGCCAAACUCAGAGAAGAAACUUGAGGACCAAAAGAAAUUGAUAAAUCAGGAAAAGAAGACAUUUAGAAUCAAGGGCAAAUAUAUUGACCGAGAUUCUGAAUAUCUCUUGCAAGAAAAUGAACCAGAUGUAACCUUAGACCAACAAUUAUUGGAAGAUUUACAAAAGAAAAAAACUGAUCUUCGGUAUAUUGAAAUGCAGCAUUUCAGGGAAAAGCUGCCUUCUUAUGGAAUGCAAAAGGAAUUGGUAAAUAUGAUUGAUAACCAUCAGGUAACCGUAAUAAGUGGUGAAACUGGUUGUGGAAAAACAACUCAAGUUACUCAGUUCAUUUUGGAUAACUAUAUUGAAAGAGGAAAAGGAUCUGCAUGCAGGAUAGUGUGUACACAGCCAAGAAGAAUUAGUGCCAUUUCAGUUGCAGAGAGAGUGGCUGCAGAAAGGGCAGAAUCUUGUGGCAAUGGUAAUAGUACUGGAUACCAAAUCCGCCUCCAGAGCCGAUUACCAAGGAAGCAGGGUUCUAUCUUAUACUGUACGACAGGAAUCAUCCUUCAGUGGCUCCAGUCAGACCCGCAUUUAUCCAGUGUUAGUCAUGUCGUGCUUGAUGAAAUCCAUGAGAGAAAUCUACAGUCAGAUGUUUUAAUGACUGUUAUUAAAGAUCUCCUCAAUUUUCGACGUGACCUGAAAAUAAUAUUAAUGAGUGCAACACUAAAUGCUGAGAAGUUUUCAGAGUAUUUUGGUAACUGUCCAAUGAUACACAUACCUGGUUUUACUUUCCCGGUUGUGGAAUAUCUUUUGGAAGAUAUAAUUGAAAAAAUAAGAUAUGUUCCAGAACAAAAAGAACACAGAUCCCAGUUUAAGAGGGGUUUCAUGCAAGGGCAUGUAAAUAGACAAGAAAAAGAAGAAAAAGAAGUCAUCUAUAAAGAGCGCUGGCCAGAUUAUGUAAGGCAACUUCGAAAAAGGUAUUCUGCAAGUACUAUAGAUGUUAUAGAAAUGAUAGAUGAUGAAAAGGUUGAUCUGAAUUUGAUUGCUGCCCUUAUCCGAUACAUUGUUUUGGAAGAAGAGGAUGGUGCAAUACUGGUUUUUCUACCAGGCUGGGACAAUAUCAGCACUUUACAUGAUCUCUUGAUGUCACAAGUGAUGUUUAAAUCAGAUAAAUUUCUUAUUAUACCUCUACAUUCACUGAUGCCUACAGUUAACCAGACACAGGUAUUUAAAAGAACCCCUCCUGGUGUUCGGAAAAUAGUAAUUGCUACCAACAUUGCAGAGACUAGCAUUACCAUAGAUGAUGUAGUUUAUGUGAUAGACGGAGGAAAAAUAAAAGAAACACACUUUGACACACAGAACAACAUCAGUACAAUGUCUGCUGAGUGGGUUAGUAAAGCUAAUGCCAAACAAAGGAAAGGUCGAGCUGGAAGAGUUCAACCUGGUCAUUGCUAUCAUCUGUAUAAUGGCCUUCGAGCAAGUCUUCUGGAUGAUUAUCAACUGCCAGAAAUUUUGAGAACUCCUUUAGAAGAACUUUGUUUACAAAUAAAGAUUUUAAGGCUAGGUGGAAUUGCUUAUUUUCUAAGUAGGUUAAUGGAUCCACCAUCAAAUGAAGCAGUGGUACUCUCCAUAAGACACCUGAUGGAAUUGAAUGCAUUGGAUAAACAAGAAGAAUUGACACCUCUUGGAGUCCACUUAGCACGAUUACCAGUUGAGCCACACAUUGGAAAAAUGAUUCUUUUUGGAGCUCUGUUCUGUUGCUUAGACCCAGUACUCACCAUUGCUGCUAGUCUCAGCUUCAAAGAUCCCUUUGUUAUUCCAUUGGGAAAAGAAAAGAUCGCAGAUGCAAGAAGAAAGGAAUUGGCAAAAGAUACUAAAAGUGACCAUCUAACAGUUGUGAAUGCAUUUGAGGGCUGGGAAGAAGCUAGGAGACGUGGAUUCAGAUAUGGAAAAGAUUAUUGCUGGGAGUAUUUUCUGUCUUCAAACACAUUGCAGAUGCUGCAUAACAUGAAAGGACAGUUUGCUGAGCAUCUUCUUGGAGCUGGAUUUGUAAGCAGUAGAAAUCCUAAAGACCCAAAAUCUAAUAUAAAUUCAGAUAAUGAGAAGAUAAUUAAAGCUGUCAUCUGUGCUGGUUUAUAUCCCAAAGUUGCUAAAAUUCGACUAAAUUUGGGUAAAAAAAGAAAAAUGGUGAAGGUUUACACAAAAACUGAUGGGCUAGUUGCUAUUCAUCCUAAAUCUGUUAAUGUGGAGCAAACAGAGUUUCACUACAAUUGGCUUAUCUAUCACCUGAAGAUGAGAACAAGUAGUAUAUAUUUGUAUGACUGCACAGAGGUUUCCCCAUACUGUCUGUUGUUCUUUGGAGGUGAUAUUUCCAUCCAGAAGGAUAACGACCAGGAAACUAUUGCUGUAGAUGAAUGGAUUGUCUUUCAGUCUCCAGCAAGAAUUGCCCAUCUUGUUAAGGAAUUAAGAAAGGAACUAGACAUCCUUCUGCAAGAGAAGAUUGAAAGUCCCCAUCCUGUAGACUGGAAAGACACUAAAUCCAGAGACUGUGCGGUACUGUCAGCUAUUAUAGACUUGAUUAAAACACAAGAAAAAGCAACUCCCAGGAGCUUUCCACCACGAUUCCAGGAUGGUUAUUACAGCUGAUCUGUGGUGAUCUGAAAAGGCAAUUUGACAACCAUCUUCAAUCAUAUAUAGUUCAACCUUUGGCCAGAUGCCAUACCCUGGGACAUGGAUAAUUUUCAUGUGUAAGGUAGAAACCUUGAAUAGGUAGUAAAGACUUAAUGUGCAUGAGUAAACAAUGUUAUCUGUAGCUAUUAUAAAUAAAUCAUAAAAAAACAAUAUGUUCUCUGAUAAUACACUCUGUUACCGUCAUGUCUAUACUUGGAGAAUAUUGGUCUUAUAUAUAUAUUGAGUAUUGUACUAUUGAGAAAUUCCUUUGUUCUGUUUUGAAAAAUUAAUCUGUCUGCCCAUAAUGAUUGAGUAUAGAAGUAGUAAAAAUAGAACGGUUUACCAAAAAGCAGUGUCAAGUAGGAAUUUGAACACAGCCACAUUUUUUUUAAGUGAAACUUCUAUCAGAAGUAAAUUAAUUUGUUGUAAUAAAGCCUAAUGUGUAAUAAAAUGUAUAGUGUGUAUAUCUUAGCUAACUUUUUGGCUUUGUUUCUACAUCUCCACCUAUCACUUGAUUUAUUUGUUGUUUUUUUAAUCUUUUUAGAAUAUAUUCAUACCCCUUUUGCCUCACCUGGUGCAGCAUAGUGUAGCGAUUGAGAGCAUGGGUCUGGACCAGACUACCUAAGUUCACAUAUCAGCUCUGUCUCUUACUAGAUGUCUUUGGCAAGUUACUUGGCUUCUGUUUCCUUUUCCUUAUCUAUAAAAUAGAGGUAACAAUUGCAAAAGUUAAAUAUGUUAAUAAAUGUGAAGUGCAUAGAACAAGUACUGUAUGUUUUCAUCCCUGUCAGAUUGUGGCAGAUACUGUUUCUUACUAUCCAGCAGCCAUGUGUACCCUCCCUUCCUCCUUGUUCAGGUGUUCUUCCUCCUCUGUGCAACCUUAUACCCGGGAUGUUGAGCCAUCUUCCCCAAAGGGAAGCUAGAAUGUUCUAAGCCAAUCAUACAUAGUCUUACUCCUUUUGUAAGUAACUGAUGAGGCGUGAGUAUGUAAACCUGUCUUGACCGAUGGCAACUAAAGAGAUCUACAAGGGGGCAUCUGAGAAAGAUUUUCCUCACUAGUAGACUUGAAGGAGGAAAUUAUGCUCUUCUUUUGUAGUCUGAAUCUGAAUCUGGCACACAGAACUGCUGCAAUAUCUUAUGAUCACAAGGAAUCCUGAGGUUGGCUCAGUGGAAAGAUGAAAAUCACCAGAGUCCUUGAUAUGUAGUUGAGCUGCUAGGUGUGCUCUAGAACUCUAGAACUCUAGAACUGUGCUACAUGUGGACGUAUUUUAGUAUUUAAAACCCUUCAUGGUUUUAGCCACUUUUUGUGGAGUGUGUUAAUACCUUGGCAGAAAGCAUAUUCACUAAAAUAUGCUAUUUAUCAUUGAAUGUUCUUUGCUGAGGCCUCUAUUUCUACCAUUUGUUUUGUGAUCUAACAGUAUGACCCAUUUAUCUGACAAAAGGUGUAAAACUGUGGUACUGGACAUACAAAAAGAACAUCCUGCUGCGCCCUAAUGUGCCUUCCAAUAAAGCAAAGCAACCAAAGGGAAUUUGUAUAUCGUACAGUGACCAGGAUGUAUUGAUAAUGCUUUGGUGAUCUGUUAACAGCAGUGAUAUCAGGUACUGCUCCCAUUUCUGGGAAUGUAUGUCAGCCUAUCAUUGCCUUCCAAAGGUUUUGAAUGUACUGUAUGUCCUAAGUCCAUUCUCUCAUCUCCUCUCUCCAAAAUGAUCUCUCUCUUACUAAAUUCUUGCAUUGAGUCAUGUUACAGUGUUGUAGCAUAUUAGUUUUGUCCCUAAACUCUAGGUGACCAUUAGGUCAUAUUUGCUCUGUAAGAAUGUUUGUGUGUGCUUCUUGCUUUUACUUUCCAGUUUAAAUUCAUAGUUGGCCAAAAUGGUUCUUGCAAGAGAAUCUUUAAAAAAAAAAGAGAUUAGUAGUUAAUUGGUUUCCAUGUUCACAAACCAAUAUUCAAUCUCCUUGUGAAUGGGGAAAAUGUUUCUAAAAUUUGCUUAAUAUAUGAGCCAUUCAGAGAUUAAGCUACAAUUAUUGCCCCCAAUUUAUGUCUUCUCUGUGGCUGAUCAAAUAACUUUUAAUGAAGGUGCUUUUUGUGUUCUGUUUCUUUUGUUUACAAAUGGGUAUCACUGAGUGGAAAAUGUAUUCUGAUCUAACAACUAUUUGUUGCUUAGCAAUUUUAAAGAAUAAAACAUUAAGAUGAAAAAGUCUAUUUAUCUCACCAUUCUGAGUGAUACCCAGAAAAACUCUUGAAAAAAUAACCCUGCAACAGAAAUUAUAGGAAAAAAAAAGAAACUGUUGAAUAGUCUUUAAAAACAAGUCUUUGAAAAGUGAGUCCAUAUGAUGCUUCCUAAUUCAUUAACUUGGGCAAAAACUGUACAUAUAGAUACAUUUAUAUCAAUUAUAACAAGUGAUUUUCUAGUCUUACGUAUUUUUAAAACAGUCUACCCUAAAAGAUAGAAAUUACGGGAAAGCUUUAGAAGAAAUUUAGUGCCCCAUUACCCUAAAUAAGUGGUAAAUUUCUUUCCACGCUUUUAGCUUUUAGCUAGUGUAUAUUUAUUAAGUAAGUGUGAUCAUGUGGUAUUAUACAUUUAUAAUCUACUAAUUGUUUUUAAAUGGCAUUUUUAUUCUGACUUCAAAAUAAUACAUCCUCAUUGUAGAAUAUUUAGAAAUUCAGCAUCUGAAGAAAAGCAUGUCACCAACUAUUACAUUUUGAUAUAUUUCCAUACAUUUUUUUAAGCUUUAAGGUAUUAUUUUAUAUAUAAUAAAGUUAGCCAAGUUAAGCACUUAAUGCAUUGAAUUUUGUCAAAUGUAUAAAGUCAUAUAAUUGCUACCACUACAAUCUUGAUGAUAAAACAUUACUGUCACCUAAAAUUUUCCUUUGUUCCCCUUUGCAGUCUCCCUAACUCCCCGCUUCUACCCAUGGGUAUACAUUGAUCUGCUUUUUGUCACUAGUUUUGCCUUUUCUAGAAUUUCAAAUAAAUGGAAUCAUGUUGUUUUUUGUGUCCAGCUUCUUUCAGUUAACAUAAUGCUUUUGAGAUAUUUAUGUUGUUAAAGGUAUCAGUAUCAAUAGUUCCUUUUCUGUUGUUUAGUUGUAUUACAUUGUAUGGUUAUACCAGUAUGUUUAUUCAUUCACCACUUGAUGGACCUUUGAAUUAUUUUCAGGUUUUUGGUAUUAUAAAUAAAGCCACUAUGAAUAUGUAAA